UUUUCCAUUCUAAAAUACAGUGUAAUACUUUACUAUAUAUAUAUAUAUAUAUAUAAUAGAGAAUACUUUGACUAUACACUUGAUUACAACACAAAUCCCUAGUUUUCAAGGCACUUUUUUGGAGAUCUUGUUCGAACGCAAAGUAUCUGGGGAUACGAUGCGUGUCUUCUCUCUCUAUUUCUCUCUCUACUAGGUCUUUGAAUAAAUCCCAUCUCGAUCUGUGAGUUUUCGAUGCAGUGAUCCCUUUUUUGAAUUACAUCUACUUUCUCGGGAAAAUCUCUAAUUUUCCGUUCGAUUUCUCUGGGUUUCUCGUUUUUUUUUUCUUUUCCCAGUGGGUAUUGGAUUUGCGACGAAGAGCUUGAAAUUGAAAAUCAUGGGUUUGUUUUCAAGCCCUAGGAAGGGUGGUUUCGGUCGUUACCUUUUUGUCAUCGGCGUUGUACUCUUGGCCGUCUCUGGCGUUUCAGCUCAGAUGGUUCUUGAAAAACUUGGGAGUGAUUGGAAUGAUCAAGAAACUGUUGUUCUACCUGUCAAUUUGGAUUCUGGUCUUGGAGUUCUCGAUGCGUUCCUUACCAGUUUGUCAAUGAUUAUCGUCAGCGAGAUUGGAGAUGAAACUUUCAUAAUUGCAGCUAUUUUGGCAAUGCGUCAUCCCAAGUCAAUUGUUUUGUCUGGUGCACUAAGUGCCUUGAUUGUAAUGACAGUACUUUCCACUGGACUUGGUAAAAUCGUACCAAAUUUGAUAUCGAGGAAGCAUACAAACAGUGCAGCUACAGUUCUUUAUGCUUUUUUCGGGCUGCGGUUGCUCUAUAUUGCAUGGGGAUCAGAUUCAAAAGGAUCCCAGAAAAAGGAAAUGGAGGAAGUAGAGGAGAAACUGGAGGGUGGACGAGGGAAAACAACAGUCCGUCGUAUCUUUUCUCGAUUUUGUACACCGAUAUUCUUGGAGUCUUUCAUCUUAACCUUUCUAGCGGAGUGGGGUGAUCGUAGCCAGAUAGCGACAAUUGCUCUGGCAACACACAAAAGUGCAAUUGGAGUUGCAGUGGGAGCUACUCUGGGACACACCAUCUGUACAUCAUUGGCAGUAGUUGGAGGAAGCAUGCUAGCAUCCAAGAUCUCACAAGGCACAGUAGCUACCAUUGGGGGUCUGCUAUUCCUUGGUUUUUCAUUGUCAUCAUAUUUCUAUCCUCCAACCUGAUUGUUUUGGAGCAGUUCUAUGCUCCUCUAUCUCUAUCUCCAUCUCUAUCUCUCUCCAUUCUUUUAAAAAAACUCUAUUUUCCUGCUUAUUCUUUUAUACAAUAUUCGUAUAUGAAUACAUUAAUUAUUUUUCCCA
This is a messenger RNA of Cornus florida, 1324 nucleotides long. RefSeq names its product GDT1-like protein 4. NCBI's taxonomy places the organism in Eukaryota, Viridiplantae, Streptophyta, Magnoliopsida, Cornales, Cornaceae. The record is from RefSeq and is a predicted model, not a curated record. Bases 374 to 1189 code for a protein of 271 amino acids. Gene Ontology annotation, cellular component: Golgi apparatus. Gene Ontology annotation, molecular function: manganese ion transmembrane transporter activity; calcium ion transmembrane transporter activity. The transcript has 8 exons. Gene Ontology annotation, biological process: calcium ion transmembrane transport; Golgi calcium ion homeostasis; manganese ion transmembrane transport.